Molecule: messenger RNA, 3087 nt
Organism: Chiloscyllium plagiosum (whitespotted bambooshark)
Lineage: Eukaryota; Metazoa; Chordata; Chondrichthyes; Orectolobiformes; Hemiscylliidae
Source: RefSeq, a predicted model, not a curated record
UUACCGGAAAGUGUAAUACACAGCAGCCCUGACCUCGUCGGAAGUUUGUUAUGGUGCUGGUUGGGUAGCCGGAAUAAGAUUGUCGGGUGCUGAGAUGAUAGACAACAUGUGUGAGAACUGGAGUAUGGUGGCGGAAAUCGUCCUCUUUUUCGAAGGUUACAGUGAGGAGACGGAACAGAUCCUCUGCUUCUGCAGCAGAGCCUACGUCCAUGAUCGGAAACUUUACAGGAUGGGAUUAAUGGGGACAUGUUAUGACUAUGAAGAUAAUGGAGUUUCAGUUGUCUGUUCUCCAUCUGUAUCUGAUGCAAAACAGCCAGGAGGCCUGGGUUCAAGUCCCGCUUUCUCCAAAGAUAUCCAAGAGGAAGACGAAAAGAGUGAAGAAGACUUGAACAUUAAUGAACCCACUCUUAAUACUGUAGACACUCAGGAGGAAAACAGAGUGGAUAGUGAGGCAGAACUGAUGGCAAAUAUGGGAUUACCUCUCCAGUUUGGAAGUUCUUCUAGCAAUAGACAAUCAGUGCCAAUUGCAGUUUCAAAGAAAAAGACCAGAAAGAAAAAACUAAAUUAUCAACAUGCUGAGGAUCUGACUGAAGUUUGUAAAGAGUAUCCAAAAGAGUUUUUAAAUGGCGUUUCUGAUGUAACUGGCUUAGAGUUGACUGAUAGCAAAACAGAUUUUGAAAUGGAAAAUACUGGUGUUGAUCAUUCAAAUGAUGGAGCAGUGGUUCCUGAGCUCGGGUCCAUGCCAGACUGGGAUAAAUAUUGGAAUCAGUAUGGUGAGGGUAUUCUUUGGGAAAAUUGGUUGAGCAAACACCCUGAGUGGUCAGAAGACUCACUUGCACCUUGGAACUCCCUUGAUACUAAGGAGCAGUGGCAACAGUUUUAUGCUGAUCAAUAUUGGCUGUAUUAUGAGCAGUUUCAGUACUGGAUAGAUCAAGGAUGGUCUGUGGAUUGGACUAAAGAAAGUGAUUUUGGGAAAGAUCUAUUUUGCACAAAUGCAGAUGAAACAGAAGACACUUUCAAUAAUACUGCAAAUAAUUCUCAUGAACAUUUCAAGACUCUGAUGUCAGUAGAAUCUACCAAUGCAUCAAAUGGUAAUGAAGUUGGUUAUGGAGAGAUUGUCAGUUUGAUCAAUGAUAUCAGACUCCGUCCAGAAAGUGAGACCAAGCAAUCAACUGGCAUGAAUAGCAAUAUCUGCUGGAAUUUUGCUGAUGCUGCAGUUUCAUGUGUGUAUGCUGCUGAUGAGAAAGAACCAUGUAAUGGAGACAACAGCAAAAGAUCUGCAUCUGAUGGAACUAUCUCCACAGUUCAUUCAGCAGAUUCUCAUAAAACUUCCAACAAAGCUUUAAAAACUGAUAUGACAGCAGGAAAGAGCCACACCAGUGAAGAUGACGGUGAUCCAACUGAACAUAGACGAGUAAAGAUGAAGAGAGGUCAUGAACUCGAUGCUGAAGAGAAUCCAGUUGUGGCAUUAGAAGAUGCAUACUUAGCUCUUGGCUUCAAGUACCAUGCCAGUAAAAACAUUUCAAAAUUAGGGCAUGCACAGUAUCGUAAAUUCACUGAGCUGACGUCCAGACACGUUGACUUGCAUCAGCCACCAGCUACCAAAAAUAAACACAUAUUCUUCAGUGAAGAAGGAGACGUUGUAAAAUUUAAGAAGAGCAGAACAUUAGAAAAGGUACAAAGAUUUUUAAAACAAAUUGUGCCUUCAAAUGAUCCUCUUUCAUCUGACACAGAGACUCCGCCUUGUGUGGUACGCAGCUCUGAGGAAUGUAGCAACUCUGAGCAGCACCACAGUCCUGAAGCAGAGAGCUCCACUGUAUGUGAAAAGAGCAAUAGGGGAGAUGGAGAUGAUGGAACUUGUGUUGAUGAGAAAUUCAUAACUUGUGUCAGUGAUCCCUCCAAAUUGAAUAAAUGCAUUAAAGGCAACAAUGAAGAGCUUCCUGAAAAGUAUGAUAUGACCCCUGCUUCUCCCAAAAACUUUGAACCAUUUUUUGACAGACAGCUGGUUCCUCUGGAUGUACCAGACUUUCUUCUUCAUGCUACUGAUGUAACUGAGAGGGAUGAUGAAUUGCAAACUACAAAGAAUGUUAGAAAGGACAAAAAGAGAAGGAAGAAGAAAAAGAAAGUUAUUGAUAUUCCCCCUGACAUAGUAGCAGUUCCAGAAUUGACCAAAUACUGGGUCCAGCGUUACAGACUGUUUUCGCGCUUUGAUGAGGGAAUCAAACUUGAUCAGGAAGGCUGGUUUUCGGUCACUCCUGAGAAGAUUGCUGAGCACAUUGCCAAUCGUGUCAUGCAGAGUUCUCAAUGUGAUAUCAUUGUUGAUGCAUUUUGUGGAGUUGGAGGCAAUUCAAUUCAGUUUGCGUUAACUGGAAAGAGAGUGAUUGCUGUUGAUAUUGAUCCUGUGAAAAUAGACUUUGCACAAAACAAUGCUAGAGUCUAUGGAGUGUCUGAACAGAUUGAAUUUAUCCUCGGUGACUUCAUGCUGCUGGCUUCUGACCUAAAGGCCGAUGCUGUUUUCCUCAGUCCUCCGUGGGGAGGCCCUGAUUACGUCAAUGCAGAAAUCUUUGACCUGAAGACUAUGAUGUCUCUUGAUGGCUCUGAAAUCUUUGCACUCUCUCAGAAGAUCUCACCAAACAUAAUUUAUUUUUUACCUCGCAAUGCUGAUGUGGAACAGUAAAGUAUACAUUAAUUUGGGCCUGAACUUUGAACUGAAUGUUCUGAAGAUUGACAGCAAAAGAUUCAGCAGUGAUUUAAGUUAGUUGCUGGAUGAUACAAUAAUAAUCUUCAUAUGCAAAUUACAUUUGAGAUUCAUUUGCAGGAAGCAGCAUUCUUCACCUCCCUGGAUUAUUUAAUAUCAUGAUAUUAUCAGAAACUGCAGUGUUCAUUAGGGAAUUUUGAUGACCUGGUAAAGCCUUGUGAAGUGAAUGUCCUCGUUUGCUUAUGAAACUACAAUCAGGCUUUGGAAAUUCCAAGGAAUUUCUGGAACGCAGCAAUUUGACAUUGGAAUUGCACCCACUCAGUGAUGUUGCCUGAAAACAUUUACAAAAUUAAUGAGUCAGUUGAAACUCUUGCGUGAUAAUGCAUCUG